AAUUUGGCACUAGUGUAACAAGAAGGAGAAAGAGAGAAGCAGACCAAGCGAAGACAAAAAAAAUCCCCAGGUUACUGAUAAGCGACGUAAACAUACAGUGAUAAAUGAUGAAUCAACAAAUUUGGAGCAGAUUAUCUUAGAAAAUCGGAUUGUUUUAUUGGCCAACUUGAAAACAAGAAACGACCUGCAUAGUUACCUUUCAGCCAGCGGAAUGUCGUCGUGGGAAUUCUCCUGGACGGACGUGUGCCCGUCCGGGUUGCGCCCCUGGGUCAAGGACUACAACGAUUUGGCGCCGUGCUUCCAGGAGAUCUGCCUGCAGCUGCCGAUGCUGGUGCUGUUCGCGGUACUGUCCUCGUACUACUACGGAUCGCACUUCCGGUUGGUGUUCCGCAACGGGGUUCAGCGACGAUCGAUCCGGGUGCGUAUUGCCGCUUCCAUCGCGCUGGGACUGAUUCCGGUUUUGAAGAUAUUCUAUGUGCUGCGGGUGCACGGGAAGAUCUAUCCGAUCGAUGUGCUGCUGUCGUGCGUGCAGUUUGUGGCCUGGACGGUUCACGUCGGGUUCCUGACCAGUUCGCUGAAGUGCGGUUCGUUGAGCCAUCGGGGACCACUGGCGAUCAUUGUGCUGUGGACGUCGCUGCUGGCACUGACCGGGAUCUGGGUCCACACCAAUAUCAAUUCGGAUUACUGGCUGUGGUAUGUGGCCGAUUUGGUAAUCUUCAUAAGCUACGGAUCGACGCUGAUUGCGCCGGGGAAUGCCCAUUAUAUAAGACCACAGAGAACGGCGGACGAAGAACGGCAAGCGCUUCUGUCGCACACCUACACCCGGUUCCUGGAGGACAUUGACGAAUCGGCUUUGGGUCCGAUCCAAGACGAUGCCAAUUUCUUCUCCAAAAUUGUUUUCUACUGGGUGCGACCGCUUAUUGCCAAAGGAGUGGCCGGGAAGCUGCGUAAGAACGAUGACCUUUUCGAUCUGCCGGACUGCCUCAACAUGAACCAAGUAGUGGAGAAGCUCCAGCAUCAGCUCGAUGCCGUUGGGUCCCUUUUCAAGGCACUGCACCGAAGCUUCGGGUGGGAAUUCUACCUGAUUGGGUUACUGCGGUUGUUGGCCGAUCUGUCCGGAUUUGCCGGACCGGUACUGCUCGGUGGGCUUCUUCGUAGCGAAAACUUCAACGGAAAUGGAACCGAGUCACAAAUGGUGAAAGAUUGUGACAAUUGCAAUGCCAUCGAUUUCCGCCCCUACUACUACGCACUGGGACUGCUCCUAACAACUCUGGUCAGUUGCUUCGCUGGUGUGCACUUCAACUGGCGAAUGACCCUGGUGAGCACCAAAAUGCGUAUGAGUCUGGUGACUGCCAUAUAUCGGAAGUCGCUCGUGGCCAAGGGCCUCCAAAGUGCCCGACCGGAAAUACUGAAUCUCAUGUCAACGGACACGGAUCGGAUCGUGAACUCCUGCAUCAGCUUCCACUCGUUUUGGAGCAUUCCGUUCCAGUUGUUCACUACGUUGUACCUUCUGUACACCCAACUUGGGCUGGCGUUCCUCGCUGGAGUGACCUUCGCCGUAAUCCUGAUCCCGAUCAACCGGAAAAUAGCGAUGAAAAUCGGUCAACUCUCGCAAGGUCUGAUGACGGCCAAGGACGGCCGUAUAGCCAUCACGACGGAAACCAUCUCCGGCGCGAAGCACAUCAAGAUGAACGCCUGGGAGGACGUUUUCAUCGGGAAGAUCGAACAGGUUCGGCGCGAAGAGGUUGGCUAUCUGUCCCGGCGGAAGUACCUGGACGCGUUGUGUGUCUACUUCUGGGCCACCACUCCGGUGCUGAUGUGCGUGCUGACUUUCGGGACUUCGGUCCUGCUGGGGAGCACUCUUACGGCGGCAACGACCUACACCAGCGUGGCGUUGCUGAACAUGCUGAUUGGGCCGUUGAACGCAUUUCCCUGGGUGCUGAACGGGCUCGCCGAGGCGUGGGUGUCGCUGAAGAGAGUACAGGAGCUGAUCGAUCUUCCCAACAUCAACCUAGCCGAAUACUACAAACCACUGCACCAGACGGAGACAGCGUUCUCCGGAGCCUCACGUCGACCGGUUGUAAUUGCCAUCAAAGACGGCCACUUCCAGUUUGAGGUGCAACGAAGCCGACAGGAACUCGGUCUCAUCCAGGAGGACAUUGUGGACUUCCGCUUCCACAAUCUGAACCUUCAAAUCCGCCAGGGAGAGCUGGUGUGCUUGGAAGGUCCUGUGGGAGCUGGGAAGACAUCGCUGUUGGAAGUGAUCCUGGCGAAUUUCAAAUGCACCCAGGGUGUGGUGGCCAUUUCGAAUGUGGACGAAGGAUUUGGCUAUGUGGCCCAGUCGGCGUGGCUCCAACGGGGGACGAUUCGGGAGAACAUUCUGUGGGGAGAAAUGUACGACGACGCCCGGUACAAGGCGGUGAUCCAUGCUUGUGCCUUGAGUUACGAUCUGAACUUGCUGAAGGGGGACAGUACCGGAGUGGGAGAACAGGGCCGGACCCUGUCGGGUGGACAGAGGGCUCGAAUUGCCCUCGCGAGAGCCAUCUAUCAAAAUAAGGAAAUUUACCUGUUGGAUGACAUCCUAUCGGCGCUGGAUGCCCACGUGGCUUCGCACAUUGUACGGCACUGUAUCUUUGGGUUGCUCAAGGAUAAAACCCGAAUCAUCGUGAGUCAACAUCCGGUGGUGAUGAGCCGCGCCAACCAGAUUCUUCACGUGGAAAACGGGGUAGUUAGUCAGAGCGACAUCACCGCUUCCGGAUCGAUGAUAAGCGAUCUGGAGGACGAAGGGGAAGAUUUGUCACCGACGGUGACCUUAGAGUACGAGCCACACAACACUCCACCCAAGGACGAGGACAGCCACAGCCUGGACAGCGUGAUGGCCGAGGAAAGUCGAGAAUUUGGCCAUUUGGAUAGAAACGUGCUGGGGUCCUAUUGGCGAGCUACCGGGCGUUCGCUUGGAUUCUGGGUAAUUGUUUCGGUGCUGCUGAUGCAGGUGUCUCGGAAUCUGUCCGACGCUUGGUUGGCCUACUGGGUGGGAGCGUCCAAUCCGGGUCCAGUGCCGUCCAACAAUGGCACUUCCAACGGGACGACGGUGGAUUUUUGGAACGUGGGAUCACUGGACAGUUUCUUCAGUAUGGUGAAAGAUUUCGUGUCCUCGUGGGUGCGAGGAGUGGACCACGGUUCACUGUUUGCGGAGGAGUUGCAGCAGGAAGAGGCACUGCAGAUGGACAACAAGACACUAACGCUGUACUAUCUGGGGAUUUACAGUGGACUGGCAGUUGGCAAUUCUUUCAUCACGUUGGUUCGAGCGUUUCUGUUCGCGUAUGCUGGCAUUAAGGCGGCCAAAUGCAUCCACGACAAACUGUUGAACAGUGUGGUUUAUACCAAGUUCCAAUUCUUCGACGUGGCGCCGCUGGGACGCAUCCUGAAUCGCUUUUCGUCCGAUGUGUACACGAUCGACGAUUCGUUGCCGUUUAUCCUGAACAUCUUGCUGGCUCAGUUCUUUGGCCUGAUGGGUGCCCUCGCGAUCAGUCUGUACGCUAUGCCUUGGCUUGGGCUGCUCAUCGUACCACUGUGCCCAAUCUACCUGACACUACAGAAUCAGUACCGGUACGCCUCUAGGGAUAUCAAACGGUUGUCCAGCAAUGCCUUGUCGCCGUUGUACGCCCACUUUACCGAGACUCUGCAGGGAAUGGCCACGAUCCGGGCGAUGCGCGGAGAAGGUCGUUUCAAGAAGAACUUUCUGUUCAAGUUGGAAGAGAGUGUUAAGGCCCAGUUGUCAUCGUCCGCGGCACAACAGUGGCUCGGGCUAAGGCUACAGCUUUUGGGGGCGUUUCUGGUUGGAGGAGCUGGGCUGUUGGCUGCCAUCACUUCAGCUCAUCUGACGUCACCGGAAAUGGUCGGUUUGACUAUUUCCUACGCCUUGUCGAUUACGGGGCUGUUGUCUGGGCUGCUGAAUGCGGUCUCCGAGACGGAACAGGAGUUCGUCGCCGUCGAAAGGGUGAACCAAUACUGUGAGCUGGAAAAAGAAAUCAACUACGACGGAUCGGUGGAUCCACCCUUCGGAUGGCCUUACCAGGGAGUGGUUAUCUUUGAUAAUGUCUGCCUCAAGUAUCGUGAACGCCUGCCUUUAGCGUUAAGAGGUGUUUCGAUGCACAUCACUUCCUGCGAGAGGAUCGGAGUUGUCGGAAGAACCGGAGCAGGUAAGAGUUCUGUUUUAGCAUCCAUAAUGAGAGUAGCUCCCCUCGAGACGGGGACCAUCACAGUCGAUUGCGUCAACAUUGCUACACUUCCACUGGAUGUGUUGCGAAGUCGAAUAGCCGUAGUGUCUCAAGAUCCGUUCCUAUUCAAUGGAACCAUCCGGGAGAAUCUCGAUCCCCGUGGAUUACACCUGGACUCUGAGAUUUGGGAGGCCAUCACUUGCUGCCUGGCGAGUCCUUUGGUGCAAGCCCUCGGGGGUAUCAAUGCCAAACUGGACCCCAGUGGAUCCAACCUGUCUGCCGGUCAGAAACAACUUCUAUGCCUCACGCGAGCGCUACUUAAAAAGUCCAAAAUCGUCCUCAUCGACGAGGGAACCGCAAACCUGGACUACGAAGCGGAAUCCGCCAUCCAGCUUGUGCUGAAAAAUGCCUUCCGUGGAAGAACCGUUAUCCUAAUUGCUCACCGACUGAACGGGCUGCAAAACACGGAUCGGAUAAUUGUGAUGAAAGACGGCGAAAUUGCCGAACAGGGAACGCCCCGAGAACUUGCCCACAACGAGGAAUCGUUGUUCCACUCGAUGCUGCAGGAGCAGCAAAAUACAACCUUCGCCAGGUUGUAAUCCUAGUCCUCUAGAAUAGCGGAAGUAUCCUCGUACUGAAAUGUUUGCUCAUUGUUACAGCAGCAGCACGUAUUUGCGCCUUAGGCUUUUGUCUUUUAUGAAAAACCCUGAUUUGUUCCUUAAACUGCUUUUAAGUUCGAAACAAAUCCACUCAGAAAGUAAUUAUAGUUUUACUUCUUGAUAAAAAAAAGCAAUUUUUUAGUUCUGAAGAAUAAAUUAUCAUACGAA
Molecule: messenger RNA, 5047 nt
Organism: Aedes albopictus (Asian tiger mosquito)
Lineage: Eukaryota; Metazoa; Arthropoda; Insecta; Diptera; Culicidae
Product: ATP-binding cassette sub-family C member 10
Exons: 6
Coding region: 212-4819 (1535 amino acids)
Biological process (GO): transmembrane transport
Cellular component (GO): membrane
Molecular function (GO): ATP hydrolysis activity; ABC-type transporter activity; ATP binding
Source: RefSeq, a predicted model, not a curated record